UUCGAUAAUUGCAAAUGGUCGCUUAAUAACAGAUGAUUGAACGCGUACCGCGGCGCGCGGCGUAGCAUUUAUCUGUCAAGAGCGGUGGCGGCCGGCCGAACGGUGAUGCGCCGGCUGACGCGCGUCCGUUGAGCGUUGAACCGGCGUAGCGGGGACUCGUGACGCAUACACACGCCAGACAGAGAGAGGUUGCGAAUUCGUUUACUUCUAAGCCUACUGGGGACGGCUGCGAGAGAGCGAGCGGCCGAGAGCGCAAGAAAGAGACGGGCUGAUAAGAGCGGACCGAGCGAGACGACCUUUGAAUAACCGCGUCUUUUAUUAUGUGAUCGCGAGUCGCGCGCGGGGCGACGACACGGUGACGGCGAACGAGAGGCGAGAGUGGUGAAGCGGGAAGGCAGGAAGGAAAAGCGGACAGGCUAGGAAACAUGCGAAGCACCCGGGCCGACGUUUUCUGCUACCUCAUCGUAGCGAUCCUCGCUCUGCCGACGCUCGGCCGUGCAGAGGGACAGGAUGAUAAGACGAAACUGAGGAAAUGUAACGUCGGGCAGCUCGAUCGCGAGCAAUGCGGUAAGAACGAGAGGUGCCGCGCGAGCGGCACAGAUCAGCAAGGGCAGUGCGAGUGUCAGCUCGAUUUCCAUUCGGUUAAUGACAAAUGCGUUAGAAUCAUCCCCACGGCGGUGAACAUCGACCUCACGACCGUCAAGCCCGAGUUUAAGCCCGAGUCAGGAGGUAGCUCCGUAGCGGCUGGUCUGCUAAUACCGACCUUCCUCGUAGUAGUCGCCGUUUUGCUGUACGUCGGCGCGAGACGGUACAAAUGGCUGCAACGAUUUCGGCAGUACCGUCACAAUCGUUACGGCAAUGUCCUAGUCACGAGAGACGACGACGACGACGACGACCCGCCGAUAGCGUAAGAGUCGAAAGGGAAUGCGAAACACGCGGAACGCAACGCAUCGUCCGUUGACGCUGCGAUGAUUUAAAACGUCGAUCUUCCUCGAACGCUUCGCUGCGUGAAUUUUGCUCGACACGUGGCGUCGUUGUUCGCGUUUCGCGUCUCGGGAAAGGAUCGCAACGUGAUUUCACGCGAGCGUCAACGGAGAAGCGCGGUUGCGAGGGAGGCGAAGGGCGAGAUGAAUCACGAGGCCAAAUGCAAAGACGCGCUCGCGCGAGUAGUCACGUCUCUUCGUGAGCGAAACGGAUCUCCCGCAGUUUCUCGAUUCGUGCGACAUUGUGUAACUCUGCUUUCUUUGUUCUCGUCUUGUAAGGAGAGAGAUUUUCGCCGUUGGAUUUUCGCGCUUUUCCCUUCGAUCGGUCGCGCAAAGGCGUCGCUACUCGCGCGGACUGUCGAAACUAUAUUUAUAUGUGAUGGCAGUAAGGGAUGUGGCAUAACGAACUGCGUCUCCGACUACGUGUGAGAAUCCACACGAGAACAUAAUUUUUUACAUUGAUAUUAAUAAGCUGGUCAGUAAACUUUACGUAAUGUUAGCGUAGUGUACGAUUCGGUGAUCGUUUCUCUCGUCACCACCCUCCUCACUCUGCGCGCGAAUUCUAGGGAAACUGUAUUAAUUUGUACCAUAGUAAACCUUUCCUUUGCAGAAUGAUGCAAAAUCCUUCCCUUGCAGUUUUCCUUGGCGGAAAUGUUCCACGAUACUGGGUCAUCCCGUAAGUAAUGUGAGUUCUUUUGCUGCAAAAAAUUCAUAGGAAGGAAAAUAGCAAAUUGUUCUGAAUGCUAGUCAAUUGUGUGUUUUUCUUACUUCCUACAACAUUGUCCAUCCAAAAUUAUAAUUACAUUAUAAUUUUAAAUUAAAUAGAACUCGCAUUACCCUCUAACGGAAUGACUCAAUAUAAUAUGCUCGACACGCAUGUUUGAAUCGAUCUGGCGUUUUUCGAUUAAAUUAUUUUAGAUAUUUAUAAACGUGUUUUAAAUUAUUCUUUUUUGGGAUUUCGACUUGACUCUCGGUUCGAUUGAUCAUUCGUAUCCUGUGUUUCCGUAUUUCUUUUUUCCACGUAAAAAAUGAUUCUUUCUUUCAGAUAUUCACGAAGUCGAAUCGUUCAUGGAUCCAAAUUAGUACUUACCGUUUGCUGUUACAGGUGAUGUAACGGAAUAUUCUAAAUUCCAUCGAACGUGUGUGUAAAUCUGACAGAGUUACCUUUUUGCAAAUGCAGGAAAUUUGAUUGGAUGCGAUUGCAUUUAUACCAAACGAACGUCGCGCUUUCUAUUGUCUCUUCGAUGUUUUCUGUAACAUAAUGAAAUCUGUAUAUAUAUAUUCUUCGUCACUCGUGAAUGCGUAAUCUUGCCAGCGACAAUUUCUUCCUAUAAUCUAAUCUAAUCAUGAUUCAGGAAGAUAUAUUAUCUAUAUAUUGUUUAUGAUGGACGCACGGGCUUUACGGGUCCGCGAAAGAGAGAGACUAACAAGAGAUAAGCUUUCGAGAGUUUUAUAUAUAUAUAUAUAUAUAUAUAUAUAUANAUAUAUAUAUAUAUAUAUAUGUAUAUGUAUAUGUAUUAUAUGUACCCUAUUCUUGUACUCUAUAAUUUUUGUACAGAACUACGCGGAGUAGAAUCUAACCUAAUCAUAGUAAUUAUUCAGUGUAUAGUACUGACUCUCUGGUCGUCGUCGAUCAGAUCGUCGAUCGAGAUUUCAUAUUUUUAUAGUUCGCGAGUACAAAUUUGAGAAACGGCGAGUGGUACUGGCGAAUUAUUAUCGUGUCGAUUUUAGUACGGCGGCUAUUUCCUCUGCUCAACGCAUACGUUCCUGAAAUAUAGCAAGCACCUGAAAUAUUGUCCGCUCACGUUGCCACGGUGAUGCAUUUCUACACUGAGAAACCAAUUUACUUGACUCCAACAAAAUUAUUUCGUCCGUUCUUUUCAGCCGAUAAGAACAAACAACUUUUGUUUAGAUACGGGCAAAUAAAUAUUUCAGUCAUGAGAACCAAAUCUCCGAUUCGGAGAACCAGAUUUUGGUUUUCACAACCCAAAACAUUUGUUUGCCCAUAUCCAAACGAGACUUUUGUUUGAGUCAACUAAGUGGGCCUUUCAGUGUAUGAUUCGGCCGAAUGUCCCAACGAUUAUUAUCGCAGCUGUCGCGGCGUAUUAAAGAGCCACAGAUAUCGGCCACGUGAGCAACACGUUCGCACGUAGUAUGUCCCGAAUCAGUCUGUUUUUCUCCGGCGAAUUAGUUGUCCGCAACGAUCGCACAAUUUGUGUACGCGUCUCUACGGAGCGCCGUAGCUCGCGAUUCUGUGAUGUAUCUCGCGGUUUAUCGAUCGACGACGGGACUUACCUCGUCGAUCCCCACACGUAGCAUCUCCACACGCCGCACGACGAACGACCCUUGGUCCUGGAUUGCAUUUUCCUCGUGUAAAUAUUUCUAUACAUGCUCUGUUGCUGAAAACCAAUGUUCGAUAAUAUUCCUGUCGCGCUCCUGCAUAUAUCCGGCAUCUCGAGAGAGGCGGCUUGAAAGGCAGCGUUGUUUAAAGGCUAUCCGGAAGACAAAGCAGAUUGCCGCUUGAAAGUACGAAGCUAUUCCGUUGUCUUCGCGGCCGCAGGAUGAUUUCUCCCGAUCUGAUCUUGCAACACACGUUUUAUGAAUGUUUCUUCUAGCAUCGAGAUAUAUUUCGUUGUGUAAUUUAUCUCAUUUGUACUAUAAUAAAUAAAGGUCUCUUUAAAAGUUC
Dinoponera quadriceps is the source of this 3669-nucleotide messenger RNA. RefSeq lists its product as uncharacterized. The record is from RefSeq and is a predicted model, not a curated record. Lineage: Eukaryota; Metazoa; Arthropoda; Insecta; Hymenoptera; Formicidae. The coding region runs from base 426 to 911 and encodes 161 amino acids. The transcript is spliced from 3 exons.